Messenger RNA from Lathyrus oleraceus (garden pea), 486 nucleotides. RefSeq lists its product as uncharacterized. The record is from RefSeq and is a predicted model, not a curated record. Bases 1 to 486 code for a protein of 161 amino acids. The transcript has a single exon. NCBI's taxonomy places the organism in Eukaryota, Viridiplantae, Streptophyta, Magnoliopsida, Fabales, Fabaceae.
AUGAAUUUAAAUGUUGUAGUUGGCGGCACUUUAAUGGAUAAACCUUAUGAAGACACCUAUCAACUCAUUGAAAACAUAGCGCAAAACCAUUUCCAAUGGGAAGGUGAGCGAACUUCUACAGAAAAAACAACUACAGAGACAGGAAUGUAUGAAGUCAAUGGCAUAGACCACGUCAAUGCUAAAGUAGAUUUUCUUACUCAAAAGAUUGAGAACUUAACCAUAACCCGAACAGAUGUUGUAGCUGUUGUGGCACCCAAUUGCGAAUUAUGCAGAACCCCUGGGCAAACUAAUGUUGAAUGUCAAUUAUUAGCUGGUAUUCCUGACCAAGUAAACUACGCCAAAGGAAACCCAUAUUCCAACACCUACAAUCCCAGUUGGAGAAAUCAUCCAACCUUUUCUUAUAAAAAUAACAAUGCUUUGUUUGCACCAAACCCAACACCUGUUGUACCUCCAGGUUAUCAGAAAGGAGCCCCUGUUGCUCCAUAG